This is a messenger RNA of Plasmopara halstedii, 219 nucleotides long. RefSeq lists its product as uncharacterized. Bases 1 to 219 code for a protein of 72 amino acids. Lineage: Eukaryota; Oomycota; Peronosporomycetes; Peronosporales; Peronosporaceae. The record is from RefSeq and is a predicted model, not a curated record. The transcript is spliced from 2 exons.
AUGACCGGCGGAUGGAGACAGCCCUCCCUCAAGUGGGUCACAUUGAAUGCGCGUCCUUACUUCUGGAAAUUUUCGAAUCUGGCCAAAUUAACUUCGGCUAGCUGUGUGUGGUCGUUAAGCGGUUUAGAAUCCUAUUGUCGCCCAAUAUCACUACGUUACUCUGGUACAGGGGAUGAUCGCGGUAUUUUUUCGUCUUCAAUAGAGCAUAUGGCUUUAUAA